AUGCCGUCCAAGGUGGCCAAGUCAGCCGUUCAGGCUGUCAACGGCAAGGCUUCGACGUCCUCCGCGACACCUUCACAUACGGAACCUACAUCCAAGAGAAGAAAGCAUCGAUCCAAUGGCCAGACCGAUCAAGAGCUAGCUUCAUCGUCCAGCCCGCCCGCACCUCGCAAGAUCGUAUCCCGAAACAGACUCUUCGCACCCUUCCGUGCUCUCGGCCUCAUCAGCAACGAUGUUCCCUUCGCACUUCAGACCCGGUUCGGCGGCAAGGACGCCACGACACCUGACGUCAACGUCAUCACUUGUCUUGGUGACAGCUGGGCCAUGUGGGAUGCUGAGAGGAUGACGCUCCUUUUCGUUUCGACAUCCCUCCAAGCGCCCAUCACUUCGCUCGUCAUUUCGCUCAGCCCAGAUGCCGUUCUCGCCGCAGCAGGGACCAAGGUGUAUCGCUUCAAGCGCGGAAAGGUCGAUGCUGUCUAUGAUACAGUAGACCGUAUCAUGGCACGAUUCAACAAGCCAAACGGACGACAGACUGACUCCGAUGACGAGGACGAGGAAAGCUCAGACUCGGACUUGGACUCGGUUUCGGACGCAGACAUCACUGUGGCCGACUCGCAAGAUGGCGAGGGCACUCAGCUGUCCUCCUUGAUCGUCUUCGGCGACACGAUCGCAGCAAUCUCUUCCGACGGCCGCAGCGUCUUCACAUGGUCCAUCGCAAGCACCGAACUCAUCAGGCGCAUCGAUUUGCCCAACGACUUUGUUGCCAGCUCGCUCCUUCAUCCUGCCACCUACCUCAACAAGAUCUUGAUCGGCUCGACCGACGGCCAGCUGGCGCUCUGGAACAUCCGAACAGGCUCGCUUGUCCACGCUUACGAAGCAGAGCAGCUUCGAGGUGCUGCUGCGGGACCCAGCUCUGGCGCCUCCACCGCUGCCAUCGUCAACCUCACCCAAUCUCCCGCUGUCGACGUGGUCGCGGUUGGCUUCGCUGACGGACACGUUCUCUUGCACGACAUACGCCUGGACGAGAGUCUCUUCUCGAUCCAUGCAUCUGGUGGCCUUUCCUCUGGGUCGAUCUCCUUCCGCUCCGACGGCAAGCAGCACUCGGUAGCCAUCGCCACCAACUCGGGCAACAUCAGCAUCUUCGACCUCGAGCCCGCUUCUGGUUCGGGACCUAGCUCUGCUAACAACGGCCCCAGACUGACGUACUCGAUCCAGGACGCCCACGACGGCGGUGUAGGCAGCAUCGAGUUCGUGCCAGGCCAGCCCCUGCUCAUCUCGUCCGGUGGCGACAACAGCUGCAAGCAGUGGUUCUUCGAAUCCGCCUCCAUGCCUCCGCGUCUCCUCAAGGGCCGAUCGGGUCAUCACCAACCGCCUCACCUUAUCCGCUACUACGGCGAAGAAGGCAAAGAGAUCCUCUCUGCCGGCCGCGAUCGUUCCAUCCGCAGCAUCUCGGUGGUUCGAGACUCGCGUUCGCACGAGCUGAGCCAAGGUGAACUGCAGAAGAGGAGCAAUCAGCUUUCGGUGUCGGUCUCGUCGCUCAAGUUGCCCGCCGCCAGCUCGCUGUCGUUCAGCUUGACGCGCAGUCGCGACUGGGACGACGUGCUGACGACCCACCAGGGUCGGCAGUUUGCCAACACAUGGACGGUGAGGGACAAGCGGAUGGGCAAGAAGCCGCUCUCCGCCUCGGCCGACAAAAAGAUCAUCGCCGAGGCCAGGACGGGCUGUGUCAGUGCGUGCGGCAACUUUGCCCUCGUAGGCAACUCGGAGGGUUUGGUCGAGGCUUACAACAUGCAGUCUUACGUGCAUCGUAGGACGUACGAUACUCGUCCUGUCGACCCGAUGGGGCCGACUAAGGCAAAAGAGUUCCCGGCCGGAUCUAAGAAAGCGCAGGCGGCGCUCCAUGCCCGCGUCAAAGGCUCAGCGGUGACCGGCAUCGCCACGGAUGCGCUCAACCGAUUCGUAAUCAUCAGCACCAUGGACGGCAAGCUCUCGUGGUAUGACUUUACCUCGACCGACUUGCUCCACCGCACCACCAUCUCUGCUUCUGGUAUCUCGUCGAUUCAGCUCCACCGCGAUUCGAAUUUGCUCCUCGUUGUCUCUGACGACCUGGUGCUUCGGCUUGUGGACAUCGAGACGCGCCGCGUGGUGCGAGAAUUUGUCGGGUUCCGCGGUCGCAUCCUCGAUGCCUGCUUCAGCAACGACGCGCGAUGGAUCGUCGCCACGUCGAUGGAUGCUGUCAUCCGCACGUUCGACAUCCCCUCAUCUCGUCUCAUCGACGCCUUCAAGGUGGCCAGCAUCGCUACGUCCGUCACCUUCUCCCCGACAGGCGACUUCCUGGCCACCGCGCACGUCGACAGUGUGGGCAUCUAUCUGUGGGCCAACAAAGCCCAAUUCUCACCUGUCGCCCUGCAGGGUCUGGACGAGCUGGCCGAGGUGGUGGAAGAAGAUGAGGACGCAACAGCUGUAGCGCUGCCGACGGUGCAGGGCGACAUUGAAGAUGCGGCGCUGGCCGAGUUCUCCGAGUCGAUGCUUUCGGUGGGCGAGCCCGAGCUGCAACGUGUCUACACCUCACCGCCGCAGCUGGUGGAUUCGAGUCAGGGAGAGGGCGGGCUGGUGACGCUGUCGACCAUGCCCCGUGCUCGCUGGAUGACCCUCAUCAACCUCGACACGAUCAAGUUGCGCAACAAGCCCAAAUCGGCACCUCAGAAACCGGACGCCAAGCGUGCGCCCUUCUUCCUACCCCAGACGGUGUCUGGUGUCGACUUCAAGUUCGAUCCCACCGCACCGGCCGGUGAAGACGCCGAGGCACCGGAACAGGGCGAACGAUCCACCAUCUUCUCCUCCGGAGGCGUGAGCUUCAAGACCGAGUUCCAAGAGCGACUCGAUGCGGCGGUGGAAAAGGGCGACGUGUCGGGAUUCUUCCUCUACCUCGAAACGCUUUCGACGCCGCAGUUGGAUUUGGAGAUCCGUUCGCUGUCGAACGCAGACGACCUGGUGUCGUUCCUCACCAUGCUGUUGAAGCGUCUCAAGCAGCAUCGCGAUUACGAAGCGGUCCAGGCGUUGUUGGCUACAUUGCUCAAGGUGCAUACCGAUCUCAUGCUGCAGAUUGUCAAUCCGAGCGCUAACGAGGUGGACGGAGAGGAUGAGGAGAUGGAUGACGAGUUUGGAGAGGUGGACGAGGAGGAGGUGAAAAAGCUCAAGAGCGUGAUUCGGAAGUUGAUCCGGGUGCAGGUGGCCGAGAGCAACCGUCUCAAUGGGCUGCUGGACCACUGCUUGGGCACUCUCGCGUUCUUGCGUGGCCUACCGAUGACUUGA
Messenger RNA from Kalmanozyma brasiliensis GHG001, 3312 nucleotides. RefSeq names its product Small-subunit processome, Utp21. The record is from RefSeq and is a predicted model, not a curated record. NCBI's taxonomy places the organism in Eukaryota, Fungi, Basidiomycota, Ustilaginomycetes, Ustilaginales. Gene Ontology annotation, biological process: rRNA processing. Bases 1 to 3312 code for a protein of 1103 amino acids. The transcript has a single exon. Gene Ontology annotation, cellular component: small-subunit processome; Pwp2p-containing subcomplex of 90S preribosome. Gene Ontology annotation, molecular function: protein binding.